This is a messenger RNA of Panicum hallii, 2590 nucleotides long. Its product is annotated as endoplasmin homolog. The transcript is spliced from 15 exons. The record is from RefSeq and is a predicted model, not a curated record. Gene Ontology annotation, molecular function: ATP-dependent protein folding chaperone; ATP binding; ATP hydrolysis activity. NCBI's taxonomy places the organism in Eukaryota, Viridiplantae, Streptophyta, Magnoliopsida, Poales, Poaceae. Bases 45 to 2465 code for a protein of 806 amino acids. Gene Ontology annotation, biological process: protein folding.
GCGACGAACUCAUCACUGGUUUGGUUCCGCAGAGUGAAGCGACGAUGCGGAAGUGGGCGCUCUCCUCCGCGCUCCUCCUCCUCUUCCUCCUCACGACCCUCCCCGGUCCAGCUAAGAAGCUACAAGUGAAUGCCGAGGAGAGCAGUGAUGACUUAGCCAACCCACCCAAGGUAGAGGAGAAGAUUGGUGCUGUUCCUCAUGGCCUGUCAACUGACUCUGAGGUUGCCCAGAGGGAAGCCGAGUCAAUCUCUAGGAAGACUCUCAGGAGCUCGGCAGAGAAGUUUGAGUUCCAAGCUGAGGUGUCCAGACUCAUGGAUAUCAUCAUCAACUCACUCUACAGCAACAAGGACAUCUUCCUGAGGGAGCUCAUAUCCAAUGCCUCUGAUGCCUUGGAUAAGAUUAGGUUCCUUUCCCUCACUGAUAAGGAGGUUCUCGGCGAAGGUGACACUGCUAAGCUUGAAAUACAGAUUAAGUUGGACAAAGAGAAGAAGAUCCUCUCCAUUCGGGAUAGGGGUAUUGGUAUGACCAAGGAAGAUCUGAUUAAGAACCUUGGAACCAUAGCUAAAUCUGGGACUUCAGCUUUUGUGGAAAAGAUGCAGUCUGGAGGUGACCUCAAUCUGAUUGGACAGUUUGGUGUCGGUUUCUAUUCUGUGUACUUGGUUGCCGACUAUGUUGAAGUGGUCAGCAAGCACAAUGAUGACAAACAGUAUGUGUGGGAGUCGAAGGCUGAUGGAUCAUUUGCUAUAUCUGAGGAUACAUGGAAUGAACCCCUUGGCCGUGGAACUGAGAUAAGACUCCAUCUGCGAGAUGAGGCCAAGGAGUACUUGGAAGAGGAUAAGCUAAAGGAUUUGGUGAAGAGGUACUCUGAGUUCAUCAACUUCCCCAUUUAUUUGUGGUCAACCAAGGAGGUUGAUGUUGAAGUGCCAGCUGACGAGGAAGAAACAAGUGAAGAAGAGGAGUCGACCCCAGAAACCACUGAGGAGGAAGAAACAGAAGAAAGUGAAGAGAAAAAGCCCAAGACAAAGACAAUAAAGGAGACUACUUCUGAGUGGGAGCUUCUGAAUGAUGUGAAGGCUGUAUGGCUUCGUAGCCCCAAGGAGGUUACUGACGAAGAGUACUCAAAGUUUUACCACUCACUAGCUAAGGACUUCGGUGAUGACAAGCCUAUGGCUUGGAGCCACUUCACUGCUGAGGGAGAUGUUGAGUUCAAAGCUUUGCUCUUUGUUCCUCCGAAGGCUCCACAUGAUCUCUAUGAGAGUUACUACAACAAUAACAAGUCAAACCUCAAGUUGUAUGUCAGAAGAGUUUUUAUCUCCGAUGAAUUUGAUGACCUUCUUCCAAAGUAUCUCAACUUUUUGAAGGGUAUUGUUGACUCGGACACACUACCUCUGAAUGUUUCACGAGAAAUGCUUCAACAACAUAGCAGUCUGAAGACCAUCAAGAAGAAGCUGAUCCGCAAAGCUCUUGACAUGAUUAGGAAAAUUGCUGAAGAAGAUCCUGAUGAGUACAGCAACAAAGAUAAGACAGAUGAAGAGAAAAGUGAAAUGGAGGAGAAGAAGGGCCAGUAUGCCAAGUUCUGGAAUGAGUUUGGCAAAUCAAUCAAGCUCGGCAUCAUUGAAGAUGCAACUAACAGGAACCGCCUUGCUAAGCUUCUUAGAUUUGAAAGUACCAAGUCAGUUGGCAAACUUGCCUCUCUUGACGAAUACAUUUCAAGGAUGAAGCCCGGGCAGAAAGACAUCUUCUACAUCACAGGAAGUAGCAAAGAACAGCUGGAGAAGUCUCCGUUCCUUGAGAGGCUAACCAAGAAAAACUAUGAGGUUAUCUUCUUCACCGACCCAGUGGACGAGUAUCUGAUGCAAUACUUGAUGGACUACGAGGACAAGAAGUUCCAGAACGUGUCCAAGGAGGGCCUGAAGCUGGGCAAGGACUCGAAGCUCAAGGACCUCAAGGAGUCGUUCAAGGAGCUGACUGACUGGUGGAAGAAGGCCCUGGAGAGCGAGAACGUGGACUCGGUGAAGAUCAGCAACCGGCUGCACAACACCCCCUGCGUUGUUGUCACCUCCAAGUACGGGUGGAGCGCCAACAUGGAGAAGAUCAUGCAGGCGCAGACCCUGUCGGACUCGAGCAAGCAGGCAUACAUGCGCGGCAAGAGGGUGCUGGAGAUCAAUCCCAGGCACCCCAUCAUCAAGGAGCUCCGAGACAAGGUCGCCCAGGACAGCGAGAGCGAGGGCUUGAAGCAGACGGCGAGGCUGGUGUACCAGACCGCCCUGAUGGAGAGCGGGUUCAACCUCCCCGACCCCAAGGAGUUCGCAUCCAGCAUCUACAAGUCGGUGCAGAAGAGCCUGGACCUGAGCCCUGACGCGACGGUCGAGGAGGAAGACGAGGCCGAGGAGCAGCCCGAGGUGGAGGAGAAGGAGUCGGCCAAGGAGGAGUCCGAGCCGUCAUACGACAAAGACGAGCUGUAGGGUGUUCGGAAAUGUUGUUGGACCAUUUUUCCCAUGCGAACGUGAUACGGGAUUUUUGCCUGUCUGUCUUUGUACCUAUACAAACUUUAGUUCAAUCUAAUUAAUUAGUGGCUGCACACGUCAAA